AUGAUAUAUGCCACAGCAGAGAAAGGCAUUUGUUGGAAUAGCGAACAGAAAAGUUUGAUGGUACGGAGGUGCAAUCACUUGGAUCAGAAAUGGUAUCCAGCCAAUGUCACGUGUACGACAUCAGCAAAUAGAAAUAGGUUUUGUCCAGAAGAUCUAAUAGAAUUAAGAAUUUCGCCUACAACAAACAAAUUUAUUUGUCUCAAAAUAUCUGAGCAACCCGACGUAUUUGAAGAGAGGUUCUGCUAUGGCGCAAGUGCAAUACCAACAAUUGCCAACGAACUCGAACCGGAAGAACAAAAAUCUUUGAUUAAAUAUUUAAACGAGAAAAACGUAAAAACAUUCUGGUUGCCGAUGAAGAAGGCAUUCGAGAAUAAAUACAACCCAUACGUUGUUAAAUUGCCUGGUCGACAUUAUGGCACAGUCUACGAUUUACCAUUAACUUUAACCGAACUGCAAGCUGAUAAACAUUGUCUAUCGGCAACUGUAGCCGAAGAUGGUACACUGCAAAGCGCGGUGACUAACUGUAGUGACACGCUGCACUCUGUGUGUAUAUUUAAGAGAUAUUUUGUAACAUAUUCGGGCUGUCCGCAGCACUUCAAGGCGCUCAGUUACAGGCCCGCAGAAUGCAUUGGUAUUGACUGGGUAAGUGGUGACUUCCCAAACAUUUUGGAGAAAUUGACAAUGCAAGAAUACAUACAUAAUAGAAAUAGUAUACAAUAUAUAUUAGAAACGGAUGAACUAAAUGAAGAAGAUGAUAGAUAUUUCACAUUUCGAGAUGAUAAUACGGCGAGGGAAUAUGUCAUCAUAAUGAAUUUAAAGGAGGAAGUUAGACUUGUGAAGCCUCACAGUAUUAGAAACAAUAAAAAAAUUGCAGCACUAAGUAAAGAAGUUCUUAGAAAUAAGAAAAACGUAGAAAUGACUUUAAAAAUGGAUGGCGAGUUGGAUAAACUCAUUUUGACUGUAUACAAUCGAAAUUAUGUUUGGCGACUGACUGAUAAAGAUAAAGAUAAUUAUGGAAUUAAGUGUUUUACAAAUGCCGACAAUGAAAUUGUGAAAACUGUGAAAAUAAAACUGCUCUGGCAGAAUGAGUGUGAAACGAAAAGUAUGUUUGAAGUUAAGUUAGAUGGAGAUGGUCCAGGCUAUUAUUGGUGUGAGGCACAUACGAUUUUCGAUUUUGCAUUGGUCUCGACGCCAAGGGUUGUCGCGACAGAUGAACGUAGAGGACAUACUUUUGCAAUGGACUACAUUAUAGAAGCUGGAGAUAGAGAACUACAAGACUUGCACAAUGAUCAAAAUAGAAAUCGCAAUAGCAGAAACUUUACUGAUAAUAGAAACAAUAUCACCGGCACUAUAAAGUGUUUAUGUCACGUCACCGUGUCCAAAAAGUCAUCGGGAGUUGAUAAAAGCUACGAGGUCAGCAGUGAAGAGGACGAUAGCAAGGAAAAGGGUGGCAUACGCCAUGAUACGUUAAUACGCAUGGAGCUAUAUGAAUUAUUACGUACACUAGUGGAACACAGAGGUGUGAAAAUUGCAGGCACUGUAAAAAGUACUGAGUAUUGCUUUCCGGAAACAUUUCGUAUGAACAAUUCCGCAGAAAACCAAUGGCUUCUUGCGCAACUGGAUCAAACUGUUACCACACAACAGCUGUGUCUACAACAAAAUGGUUUGCCGGUCACACGAAAAUGCCAAGGUAAUUUCUUGUAUGGCGCCACGUGGGAAGAUGCUGCUCAGAAAAACUUAUUAUGUAUCGACCAGAAAGAUACCAUAACACAAAAUCUUUAUCAAUUAGUUGCGAAGAAAGUACCCAAGAAGACGCCCGUGAAGGCAGUAGAGAACGUGAAGACAUUACUCGAACGAAAUAUAGACAAUCUUAUACCAGCCGAUUUUUAUUACAUGGCGAAAAUUAUGCAAGGCACAGUUAAAAGUAUAUUUAGCAACAAUACUACAUCUAAUGUAACUCACGGUGUCAAACAUAUAAACAAAACUACUAGCGACAUAGUGCAAAUCUAUAAUUACCUUAUGGAAGUCAAAGAGAGCGUCAUAAAACCGUCAAUAGUUUUGAAUUCGACAAAUAUAUUACUAGACUCUUUUGAACAUUUGUUAGAUCACCUGUCUUUGGCUGAAGAUAAUAACGGUCUCGAUUUAUACAAUCUUACAGAUGCAUCUACCUUAGGAAAUCAGGAUAUAUCUCCAACUGUUAUGAAUAAAUUUGAAGAAAUGUUUCAGAAUAGACUUAUAGAGGACAAUGAUAAAUUUGUUGAAACCAUUGAAUAUGAAGAUGUGGGUGUUGUGGUCAAAAUGGCUACUAACUUUGUGUUUUUUGUUAUUGAUCCUAAGAUCGCAAAUGUAACAGGAAUAGCAUUAUUUAACAUUUUGGAAGACAACGUUGAAGUUGACUAUGAUGUAUUGGAGUUUAGAAUGCGUGGUGCCUUUAGAAAUGAGUAUUAUAAUUUUAUAUUGGCAGAUCAGAAUGUUGAUGAAUUACUUUAUGCUCCAGAUCUGCAAAUGGCCACAUACGUACCAGAGUUACUGUUGACGCGUUUGGAUGAAAUUUCAACAUUUUCCAAUAAUACUACAACAAGACGACCAGAGCCGCGAAUUGUCAUUAAGCUUUAUGCAAACUCUAUAUUAUUUCAGGAAGACGAAGAAACAGUUAAGAGUGAUAACAGAAAAGUGUUUGGUAAAAUAAUUUCCAUUUCGAUACCAGGACACGACAAAGAUUUACCUGCUAUGCUACCUUUAUACUUAAAAGUGGAUACAAAUUUAAAUGAAAGCAGCGCGGAACGUUAUUGUAAUUAUUGGAAUUACAAAACAUGGGCAAAUGAUGGCAUCUCAUUUUUGGGCCAUUCUAAACUGAACAAUAAUAUAAUCCUAUGUGCAACUACACAUUUGACCCCAUUUGCUUACUUAAUAGGCGGUGGCUAUCAUUUCGCUGAUGAGUCGAAGGUUGUUAUUGAAAAUACCCCACAUGAGGAAGCACUGGACAUAAUCAGCAUACUUGGCUGUUCGUUGUCAUUAUUUGGAAUUUUGGGUAUAGCAAUCACAGCUGGCACGUUUCAAUCAUGGCGACAAAAGGCCUCAUCCAAAGUGCUAUUGCAAUUGUGCGCUGCAAUUGCUUUGCAAAUGAUACUUUUCUGUUUCAUCAACACAGAGGAGAAAACGAGCCAAUUAUUGGAGAAUCAAAUUUUUUCCAGUUGCAUUGCCAUCGGCGCAUUUUUACAUUAUUCUGUGUUGGUGCAAUUUUGUUGGAUGGUCAUAAUUGCUUAUUUGCAAUUUAAACGUUACGUGCAAGUUUUUGGAAAUACGAGACCAAAGCGAUUUUUUAUUAAAUCAGCCAUACUGGCUUGGGGUGUGCCAUUAAUACCAGUGUUAAUUGUUUUGCUGGUGGAUCGUAGUACAGUGUGGAGUGGUGAAGAGGAUGUAAAUGGACCUGAAAUUCUUGAGAUUGAAAAUAAUAAUGCUGCAGAAACUUGGUUACUGAUUUUUUUAGCAUAA
This is a messenger RNA of Teleopsis dalmanni, 3495 nucleotides long. RefSeq lists its product as uncharacterized. Bases 1 to 3495 code for a protein of 1164 amino acids. Gene Ontology annotation, biological process: G protein-coupled receptor signaling pathway; cell surface receptor signaling pathway. Gene Ontology annotation, cellular component: membrane. The transcript has 3 exons. Gene Ontology annotation, molecular function: G protein-coupled receptor activity. The record is from RefSeq and is a predicted model, not a curated record. Lineage: Eukaryota; Metazoa; Arthropoda; Insecta; Diptera; Diopsidae.